Cuscuta epithymum is the source of this 1654-nucleotide messenger RNA. Lineage: Eukaryota; Viridiplantae; Streptophyta; Magnoliopsida; Solanales; Convolvulaceae. The record is from the annotation of a GenBank genome assembly.
CUUGAUUACAAAAAAAACAUUUCCUAACCUAGUACUCCGUAUUGUAUACUCCGUCUGUGACAACACUCUCUCCACUGACCUGCAGGAGAAAAAGCAGUGAUGAUGAGGCGCUGUAAUUCUUCUUCUCCAAAACCCAUCUUUCAUGUUCUGUUUUGGUUUGUAUACAGUGCAUAUGUCUUGCCGACAAUAGAGAAAGUGAACGGGGAGUCGAACAAACCCAGAUCAACUUUUGCCCUUAAUGUGCUCGAUUUUGGAGCUGCGGGGGAUGGCAUUGCUGAUGACACUAAUGCUUUCAAACAUGUGUGGUGGGUAGCUUGUACGUCGCAGUCUCGGGCAAAUGUUAUUGUUCCUGAAGGACAAUUCAUUGUAACACCAAUUAAUUUUACAGGACCUUGCAUGUCAAGGGUGUCCCUCAAGGUCUUUGGUUCUAUUGUUGCUCCAGAAGAUCCUGAGGUGUGGAAUGGUUUGGAUAGAAAUAAAUGGCUCUAUUUCAUGAAUGUGAAACACUUGACUAUAAAAGGGAGAGGAACGAUAAACGGGAAAGGACAGAGAUGGUGGGACGAGUCUUGCAAGAUCAACAAAUCAAAUCCUUGUCGACAUGCUCCAAAGGCAAUGACUUUCCACAAAUGUAAUUACUUGAGAAUCAGGGGCCUUUUGAUGGUAAACAGUCAACAGAUGCACUUAUCACUUACCAGUUGUGUAAAUGUCACAGUCUCCCGUCUUAGGAUCUUAGCGCCUUCUCAUAGCCCUAACACUGAUGGGAUUCACAUAAGUACAUCCUCACGUGUCACCAUCAAGGAUUGCAUUAUUGGCACAGGAGAUGACUGCAUAUCCAUAGUUGGAAACUCCUCGUGGAUUCGUAUAAGAGGCAUUACAUGUGGUCCAGGCCAUGGUAUAAGUAUUGGAAGCUUAGGAAAAUCAUCUUCAUGGGAUAACGUGCAUGACGUUAGUGUAAUAGGAGCAUUUUUUUCAAAUACCAAGAACGGGGCAAGGAUUAAAACGUGGCAGGGAGGUAGCGGUUUUGCAAGGAAGAUUAGUUAUGAGAACAUUAUGAUGAAGAAUGUCUCAAAUCCUAUUAUAAUAGAUCAGUACUACUGUGAUUCAUCGAAGCCAUGUCUAAACAAGACUUCAGCAGUUGGUAUAAGUAAUGUGGCAUUUAUGAGAAUUAAAGGAACUUCUGCUACAAUGGAAGCGAUACGAAUAGCCUGCAGUGAUACCUCCCCGUGCAGGAAGAUAUUCUUCAAAGAUGUUGAUCUCAUUUCGUCUUCCGGCGGGACGUCUUUCUACUGCUGGAAUGCUUAUGGGUCCACCGAAAAUCUUGUUUACCCCACGCCAUGUUUUCCUUGUGCUACAAGUAUGGUUCAGCCUACUAUCAUCCAACACACUAGUAGUAGUAGUAGUAUUCUCUCAAUGUAGUUAUACUAUUGUGGUUUCACACUAAAACUUCAAUGCAACACUGUAAAGAAAUAACAUCUAUUUGUCUAUACAAUAAUGCUCUAUAUAAGAACUAACUUGCAUUUUAGACGUUAUUACUUGUCUCAAAAAAUUCUUGUAUGUAGUUCUAAUUUGUAAGCUUUCAAGUGUCAACUAUACAUGUCACAAAAAGUGGAAGAUGUUACUGUGAAUGCAUUUUAGACGUUAUUACUUGUCUAAA